Trichechus manatus latirostris (Florida manatee) is the source of this 1860-nucleotide messenger RNA. RefSeq names its product RAB12, member RAS oncogene family (gene RAB12). Gene Ontology annotation, biological process: regulation of exocytosis; Golgi vesicle fusion to target membrane; protein localization to plasma membrane. The record is from RefSeq and is a predicted model, not a curated record. Gene Ontology annotation, molecular function: GTP binding; GTPase activity. Gene Ontology annotation, cellular component: endosome; trans-Golgi network transport vesicle; synaptic vesicle. The transcript is spliced from 6 exons. NCBI's taxonomy places the organism in Eukaryota, Metazoa, Chordata, Mammalia, Sirenia, Trichechidae. The coding region runs from base 121 to 792 and encodes 223 amino acids.
AGCAGAUCACCAGACCUUUCUUCUGUGGCACUGCUGGGUGGGUUCCAGCCGCCAACCUAGGUUAGCAGUCAAGUGCAGACUGUUUGCGCUACUCGGGGACUUCCUCAAGGUGUGCCUGGUAUGUCAUCGGCAUUGGGAGUUUUUAUCACAGAGGUGAAUCCUGACGACACCAGUUUGUCAGUCUGUAAAUGGAAGACCGCGGCGCUCCAUAAACCAAGUAAAGGAAAUCUCAUCUUGUGGCGUCUUACUGCAUGCUGCGCUUGUGCUGAGCGCCAGAGGCAGGGUGUUGACUUUAAAAUCAAAACUAUAGAGCUAAGAGGAAAGAAAAUUAGAUUACAGAUCUGGGACACGGCAGGCCAGGAGAGAUUCAACAGCAUUACCUCAGCUUAUUACAGAAGUGCCAAGGGGAUCAUAUUAGUGUAUGACAUCACCAAGAAAGAGACGUUUGAUGAUUUACCAAAAUGGAUGAAGAUGAUUGAUAAGUAUGCUUCAGAAGAUGCAGAACUUCUCUUAGUUGGAAAUAAGCUGGACUGUGACACUGACAGAGAAAUCACCAGACAGCAAGGUGAAAAGUUUGCCCAGCAGAUAACUGGGAUGCGGUUCUGUGAAGCAAGCGCCAAGGAUAAUUUCAAUGUGGAUGAAAUAUUUCUGAAACUUGUUGAUGACAUUCUGAAAAAGAUGCCUCUGGAUAUUUUAAGGAACGAGUUGUCCAACAGUAUCCUCUCGUUACAACCAGAACCUGAGAUCCCACCAGAACUGCCUCCACCAAGACCACAUGUCCGAUGCUGUUGAUUCGCUACUUGGGAGACACAGUGGAAGUGAUCCCUGGGAAGGGGAAAAAUGUUCGGUUCUGCACUACAAUCAUUUUGACAAUUUCUUUUCGCACUUUGUAAUCCAAGUCAGAGCUAUACAGUAACUUGUAAAUAUGCAAAUAUGCAAUCCUGGGUAAGGUUUGGUUAUAAUUACAUAUUUCCCUCCAAAUUACUCUAUUUAAUUCAUUGUCCCAGUGUCUGGUGUACAUGUGCUGGGAAACGUAGUACUUCUAAUAUGAAGAGUGGGAAAGAUGAAAGGUAUCAUGUUUCUUGAAAUAAAUAAUAUAAUUGUCCUUGUUAAUUAUAUUAUGAGGACAGAAGAUACUCUGCUAAGAAGAGAAAAUGUGGUGCUUUGCUUACUGUUUUAAAGAAAAUGUGUAAAACUAAAGACUUUUUGAAAAAAGCUAUCUGAAGUGCUUUUUCUUUAUUUACAAGACAUUUUCCCCACAGCUGUAGCAUCUUGGAAGUAUUGGAGUAUUUCUGCACAAAGCGAACUCCCCUAAAGCCGUCAUUGGCUGCUUAUUAGUGUUCUGUAUGGUAGGCUGUUACAUUUAGAGGUCCCCGGCCACAGAGCCACCAUCAUGGUUUCCUAACGACAUACCCUGUACUUUUAAGAACUAUAAAGAUUCAGUAAAGAAAGAAGUGUUUUUGAAACUAUAGAAGAUUUUAAAACCACGCUGCUGUCCUAAACAAAUCCUGUUUAAAGGAAUUUUAAAGAGAUACAUUUUACUAUAUCAAAGAACAUAGAUGUAUUUGCCUAAACAUUCUGUCCCUUUGUAAUGAUAAAACUCUUCUCCCUAUGGUGGAGCUUAUUAUUAAUAAUGCCUAGACUGUGUUCCUUCUUUUUUUUUUUUUUUGGUCUGAUAAUGAAUUUGUGAACUCUUAUCUUUGGUAUAUCUUUUAAACUUCACUGUUUCGUUUAGUCAAAGUAAAUAAGCAAUUAUGUAUUUGAAUAACUUGGUGUGUCUUGAAUGUUGUGGUAUUGAAAAGCAUUGUGGUCUUUCUACACUAAUGAAGUGCAAAUAAAAUUUUGUAUUUAUGAAUGACA